Messenger RNA from Beauveria bassiana ARSEF 2860, 2046 nucleotides. Its product is annotated as sodium symporter family protein. The record is from RefSeq and is a predicted model, not a curated record. Gene Ontology annotation, molecular function: urea transmembrane transporter activity; putrescine transmembrane transporter activity; spermidine transmembrane transporter activity. NCBI's taxonomy places the organism in Eukaryota, Fungi, Ascomycota, Sordariomycetes, Hypocreales, Cordycipitaceae. Gene Ontology annotation, biological process: urea transmembrane transport; spermidine transport; putrescine transport. Bases 1 to 2046 code for a protein of 681 amino acids. Gene Ontology annotation, cellular component: plasma membrane. The transcript is spliced from 3 exons.
AUGACACAGACGGUGCCUCCAGCGCUGAGCCAGGGCUAUGGCUAUGGCAUUAUCCUCGGUGUUGGUUUUGCCUUUGCCAUCUUCAUGAUUACCCUCACACAUAUCCUCAAGCGAUACAACAAUGAAGUCGUGACUUCGGAAAUGUUCACCACGGCCGGCCGCACCAUGAAGUCGGGCCUCGUCGCUUCCGCCGUCGUCUCCUCGUGGACAUGGGCGGCUACCCUGCUCCAAAGCUCGGGCGUCUGCUAUCGCUACGGUGUGUCCGGCCCCUUCUGGUACGCCUCGGGCGCGACGGUGCAAAUCCUGCUCUUUGCCACGCUGGCCAUCACCCUGAAGCGGCGCGCCCCCAACGCCCACACCUUUCUCGAGGCCGUCAAGGCCCGCUACGGCACGGCCACGCACUUUAUCUUUAUCCUCUACGGCGUCAUGACAAACGUCCUCGUGUCGCUGAUGCUCAUUGCCGGCGGUGCGGCCACUAUCAACGCUCUCACGGGCGUAAACGCCGUCGCGGCCAUCUUCCUCAUGCCCAUCCCCGUCGUGGCUUACACCUUUAUCGGUGGCCUCAAGGCAACCUUUAUCACUGAUUAUAUCCACGGCCUGGCGGUACUCAUUAUCAUCAUCACGUUUUGCUUGACGGCGUAUGCCACGUCGGAUGUCUUGGGCAGCCCCUCGGUUGUGUACGACUUACUCGUCAAGGCCGCCGAAGCUCACCCCGUUGCCGGCAACGAAGGCGGAAGCUACCUCACCAUGCGUUCGUCUGGAGGCAUCACCUUUUUCAUCAUCAACAUUGUUGGCAACUUUGGCACCGUCUUCCUGGACAAUGGCUACUUUAACAAGGCCAUUGCUGCCCACCCAGCGCACGCGCUGCCUGGUUAUAUCAUCGGAGGUCUCGCCUGGCUGCCAAUUCCGCUUGUGACGGCCACGACCCUUGGUCUCUCGGCGCUGGCCCUGGAGUCGAGCCCCCGCUUCCCAACUUUCCCUGACCGCAUGAGCGAAGCAGACGUGUCUGCUGGUCUGGCACUUCCAUACGCUGCCGUUGCCUUGCUCGGCAAAGGCGGCGCUGCUGCCACGCUGGUCAUGAUCUUCCUUGCAGUGACUUCCUCAUUCAACUCUGAGCUGGUCGCGACGUCCUCCAUCUUCACCUACGACAUCUAUCGCACGUAUUUCCGUCCCAACGCCGGCGGCAAGAGCCUGAUUUGGAUUUCGCACAUGUGCAUGGUUGUCUAUGCCCUCAUCAUUUGCUGCAUCUCGGUCGGACUGUGGUUCAAUGGCAUCUCCAUGGGCUACUUGUAUCUGCUCAUGGGUGUCCUCAUCUCUGCCGCCGUCAUUCCCGCUACACUCACGUUGCUCUGGGACGGCCAAAAUAAAUGGGCGGCCAUGCUCUCGCCCAUUUUCGGCUCUGCAUGUGCCAUUACGGCCUGGCUGGUCACGUCCAAGAAGUCAUGCGGCGCACUCUCGAUUGAAUGCACCGGUUCCAAUACGCCAAUGCUGGCGGGCAAUGUCACGGCAUUGUUUGCCCCCUUGGUUUUUAUCUCACUUUCGACCAUUGUCUUUGGCUUUGACAAGUACAACUGGAAAUCCAUGGGCCUCAUUCGACAGGCCGAUGACCACGAGCUCAUUGUAGACUCUGGGCUGGAUGAGGAGGCACAAAGAGAGGCAGAACGCCGAGUCACGGUUAGUCAAGAGGAAGAAAACGAAAAGCUGUCUCGCGCAUUCAAGAUCGCCGUCACAGUCACCACCGUAUUGGCGGUUUCGCUACUGGUCCUCUGGCCAAUGCCAAUGUAUGGCUCGCGAUACAUUUUCUCAAAGAAUUUCUUCACAGGCUGGGUGUCUGUUGGCAUUGCCUGGAUAUUCCUGUCGUUGCUUGCCGUCGGCGUGUACCCUGUCUGGGAAAGCAGAGAGACACUGAUCAAGGUGACGACCAUGAUUCUGAGAGGAGGUCGUCUGCCAAAGAAGCGGGUUAUAGAUGGCGAGGCAGUAAAGGCUGAGGAGACCAGUGGAUCUGUGACGCCUGUUCGGGCGGAGCCCAUGGCGAAAAAGCAAUAA